AUGGAAGAAGACCGGUUGGGGAUGAAGAUCAGCUCCGAAGUGGUGGAGAUUCUGAAGGAUGCAAAGGGGCUGUUGGGUGUUUCGAUAGGUGGUGGUCACCCGAAUUGUCCUUGCGUCUACGUCGUCCAGCUGUUCGAUGGCUCGCCAGCACAUGAGGAUGGGAGAAUACGUGCUGGUGAUGAGGUCGUUGCGGUGAACGGUGUCAACGUGAAGGGGGAUAAGAAAACGCACGUCGCUCAGUUGAUCCAGACAAGUGGAAACCCGGUGAAGAUGACCAUCAACCACCUCGACGCCGACACGACGAAGGGCAAAACGGCAGAUAUCGUCGUGAAGAAGAUUAAGCAUAAGAUGGUCGAAUUCAUGGAAGCCGAUACCGCCGACGCGCUAGGACUAUCAAGAGCCAUUUUAUGCAACGAUCCGCUCCUCAAAAAGAUGAGGGUACUCGAAGAAAACGCGGACUUCUACCGUACCCUCAUCGCCUACUUCAACGAACUGCUCGAGGCUCAGGAAGGCAUUAAUAAGUAUCAGAAAAUGUUCGGGGACGCGUUCUGCGAACUGGCCGCUCAUGAGAGCCAGGCAAAUGCGUCGCUGGCGUUUACGGUAUUUGGCGAGGCCCACCGCGCCCUCGACAAGCGGCAAGCCGACAUGGUCAAGGCCGUCCGGCCGCUGAUCAACGACUUGGUGACAUACGUCGACAAGGCCAUUCCCGACACUGAGCUCACCAUGAAAAAAUACCUUGACGUGAAAUAUGAGUACCUGUCGUACUGCCUGAAGUUGAAGGAGAUGGACGACGAGGAGGUGGAGUUCCACUCGUUACAGGAGAGCCUCUACAGGGUAGAGACCGGGAACUACGAGUAUCGAUUAAUGCUUCGUUGUCGUCAGGAAACACGUCAGCGCUUCGUCCGCAUGCGCAACGACGUCAUGGUCAAGAUCGAGCUCCUCGAUCAGAAACACGUCCGGGACAUCGCCCAACAGCUGACAAACCUUGUGGGUGUGCUACGGGACUGCCAGUCCGAUUGUUCCAAGGCGCUCCUAAAUACGCCUAUGGCGGUGCCAGUCGAGAUUGAUAUUAUUCAGAAAUCCCACAAAUUUGACCAACGAGCGAGCACAAGCAGCCAACCGGAAGAGGAAGCUGAAGUUGUUGCUCAACAAGCUGAAGAUCAGCCCGAUCUUCUGAACCUUUCUGACGCGUUUGAGCCGCUGCGACUUGAAGAAAACGGAAAUGCCGCUGGGGAGUUGAUAGCUCUAGAUUAUGAACCUCUUCCAAACCCCGUCCGCCCAACCCAAAAUGAUCCACCACCUCCACCAGUCGACGAUCAAACCGAAAAUUUAUUGCUUUUC
Mesorhabditis spiculigera is the source of this 1341-nucleotide messenger RNA. The record is from the annotation of a GenBank genome assembly. NCBI's taxonomy places the organism in Eukaryota, Metazoa, Nematoda, Chromadorea, Rhabditida, Rhabditidae.